Leishmania braziliensis MHOM/BR/75/M2904 is the source of this 10281-nucleotide messenger RNA. RefSeq names its product putative protein kinase. Lineage: Eukaryota; Euglenozoa; Kinetoplastea; Trypanosomatida; Trypanosomatidae. Bases 1 to 10281 code for a protein of 3426 amino acids. Gene Ontology annotation, biological process: protein phosphorylation; mitotic DNA damage checkpoint signaling. Gene Ontology annotation, cellular component: nucleus. The transcript has a single exon. Gene Ontology annotation, molecular function: ATP binding; protein serine/threonine kinase activity. The record is from RefSeq and is a predicted model, not a curated record.
AUGGAGCUAAGGCAGCUCAAGCCGUGGCCAUCCAAGUGUGCCACAACCACGAUGAAGGGUAGCAGUCCCUUGAGGCUUCGCGCAAACUCGCCGACAACGACCUCUACUUCGCCGGCGACUACGUCGGCAGCCACUGCAGCAUCCAUGAGCGUGUUGUACUCGGUGCUCCUGCGCACUAGCGUGUUACGAAGCUCUGUAGUCAAGAACCCCGCUGAGCAUUCACUCCAUUCACACUCUCGUGCUGACAUGGACUGGUCAGUGAGAGAGGCAGUCCGCACCGAGGUAGAGAGGCUUCUUCCAUACCGCGGCGUCACUUUCGAGUCCGCCGGCGUAGCUGAUUCAGACAAGAGGACCCCGGCGCAGUCCUUCCUGGGGUCCGCUGCUAAGGGCGAGAAAGGAGAGCGGAGUGGGUGCUGUAGCUCUCAUGUAGCGAGUGCGAAGGCUUUUUGCCAUGCUUCUGAACCCAAUGGCCACAACCCACGCGCAUCUGUGCCUUCGACAACCACUUCAGUGGCUGUCACCGACGCACCCUCAUCAUUGGUAACGAGAGAGAGGUCGAGUCUUGUUUCACAAGGGUUGUCCAUUGGACCAAGGGUAGUUAUUAAAAGACUUCCGAGGAGGAAAGCACGUGCUGCCGCGGCGGCAGCUCCUGCGCCUACCGCUUCCAAACUAGACUCCACUGAAGCACCGGAACAUCUUUCCGCCUCUCCGUUUGCAGGCAACUGCAACAGAGGUGAUUGCGUUACCCGAGAAGAGGAGGCGAGUUCAUGCACAGCACCAAGCGACAUCACAGGUAAUACCAGGAGCUCCACUGUAGUGUUAGCGGCGCAGCUGCCAGACAUACAGCGGCACCUUGACCGACUCUUCGACGAUUUUUCCGCAGCGGUGGAGCAGUGCCGCGUUACUUUGGACCAGCAACAGCUACAAAGCGGUUCUCUAGCUCUGUGGAAGACAGCGAGGAAGAAGAGAAAUGCCAGCCCCGACGAGCCAUCUGCGUCGUGGCCGAGAGCAGAGGUUUCCUCUUCCCGGCAUCCGCAACCACCCCCACACACCACCCCCACCUGCCAUCGGCGCGACAACCCAACCAUUCCAGUCACCGAUGUCUUGCCCUGCCACAACAGCCACCGCCCUGUGUCUGACCUUCCCUCUCCCGACUACAUUUUAGAUGAGCAGGGGCACAGUCACGGCACUGCGACCGCAACCAACGAGAACGGCUGCGCGUUUUAUACGCUAAGUCCCAGCACUGAAUCAUCGCGAAUAGUGGAUGGCUCUGCGGAGCAGAUAACACCGUCCCUAGAGAUAGAGGACUUGCCACGCGGCAUUGUUAUCAUUGCCCACGCCAUCGCAGAGCACCUGAAUGCUAUUCUGCAUCCAACCCCAGAAGUAGCCGCUCUGGGGGAGGAGGCGGCGGCGGCGCUUCCCGACCAGGGCCGUGGGGGUAGAGGCGGUAGCAGUGAGCUAACUGCCCUACUCGCGGUGCCGACAACCGCAUGUCGAGGGAGUCACGCUGGGCGGACGGGAGAGAGCAGAGGGCCAGCAAGUCCUGUGUCUUUUGCCUUCCCGUCCACCUCACCAGCUUCAUGUCCCAGCAGAGUAUUUCAGUCGCUGCCAGGUAGCAGCUUGACAUCACCCGCACUACGGGAGCUUCAACAGCUGGUGCAUAAUCGUUUGUGGUUGCGUAUCACAACAUUUCUGAGCAGCGUCUCUCUCAAUACGCCGGGCGACGACUGCUCAAUGCCGCAGCCGACGGCUCCCGUUGAGCAGCGCGAGGCGUGCGCGUACGCGCAACUGCCGUUCUGGAUUUGGCUGUACGCCGCGUGCGGGCUGGCAACGGAUGUGAUCCACGCGCAGCAAGAGGCUCAGAGCGCGCUUGUAACGCCGGGAAAAGUCGAAAAACUUCGCCAAAGACUAAUACCACCGUCUUCGACCACGAGUGUGCAACCGUCGCUGUCACUGUCACAGCUCUUGCCAAUGGUAGAGACAUUGGCGCGCCAGCUGCAGCGACGUGAGUACGAGCGCGUUCAGCCCAUGGAAGAGACUCUGCUCACGGCCAACACGUUUCUCUCUUUUGCCGGCGUGCAGAUGACAGACAGGGCCGUCAUGAAGCGCUUGUUCCCUCUGCAGAGCAGUGCGGCUGACAGCGAUGCCCUAGGAUUUGCCGCGCUGUUGCCCCACUCAGCGCGAUGUACCACCCACGGGACAAGUGCGACAACGGAGUCCUCCUCUGGGAAUGCGAUAGCGGGCAUCUUUGACGCUGCUGCUACACCCUCUCCCAUCAACAUCAUGUCGCCCAAUAGGCUGAUCUCGGCGGACCACACCAUGUCGACUUUCGUCAUCACAGAGCCUAUCGUAGACCGAAGCAGCAGUGGCGGCAGUGUGGCACGAGGAAGCUCUCUACACCGAGGUCAGGGCGCCAACGGCGACAUCGGCAACAUGGCUGCGUCUGCGACUGGGGAGGAAGCACAGCAGAUGUACAGCGGCAGAUAUUCUUGCCCAUCAACGGUGGAGCUGUACUUGCAAUGGUUGGAGAGCGCCGAUUCGGCGGGGUUUUCAGCAUUUGUGCCACCGAGUGAAGCGGAGCAAAGUCCCGAUCGUGCUGGCGCGGAAGCCCAUACAGCUGGCGGGACUGCUGCCUCUUUGCGUGACUCACCGCCGCCGUGCCGGUCAGACACCAUCGCCUACACACAAGUUAAUGCAUCGCUAAUGGCGGAAGAAGGUCAAUUCGACGAUCGCAACGGGAGCAUUGCAAGGGAGGACAGCAGCCGUGGGAAAGGCAGAAGCAGCAGCGAUGGCUCGAGCAUCUGCGCGACGCAGCAGCGGGCGAGCGAACUCUUCCAGGUGGCAGCUGUGAUGCCGUCGGCCGACCUGGCCCCGUGCCUGAGGCGGGCCGAAAAGGAGCUGUACCAGGCUCGCUCUGCUGUACAGUUUGCUCGCAAGUUGGGCACCUUGUACGCGACGCAGGACAUGAACACACUACUGCCACUGCUCCCCGCUGUGGCACGGGGGGAGCCCAUGUCUCCCAACUCCAACCUCUUUUCUGCACGCUCGGACGGCGGACCUAUGGAAGACCUUGGAGGUACGCUUCCUCCCCGCGGAAGCACAGACGGUACCGGCACCCCUGCAUCGCCAGAAGCACUGGACGGCGGCGUUUAUCUGCAGUCCACGUGGACGGACACCCCCACGACGAGUAAUCCGAUGACAGGAGGCUUGCCUUCCCUCGUUGUGCCGCCGUCUCAGGCUGUCACGGAUCGGGUGUCCGGCAGACACGACCCCUUCUCCUUUCACCGUGUCAUCGCAGAGGCAACAUCUCCGACGCUAUUCCCCUCUGUCACGUCGCCAUCAAUGGAGCAAAGGUUUCUGAUGGAGCACCUUAACUCAUGCGCGGCUGCUAUUGCUCCCAGCAGUGACCAGCUCUUUCUGGACACCACUCGCGCGCUUGAGGUGGCUUUUUCUCUUGCAGUGGUAUUGCUUUCUCAUGUGAUGGGUGAGGCGGCACCGAAGGGACAAGCUGCGUGUGGGGAGCGGACGGCUCCUGUUGCCAGCACCGGCGACAGCAGUGCGUCAGCUGUAUCAGCCAAGACCAAGACGGCGACAGUCACUGCGGUGGUGGUGAAGCAGCACCCAUCGAAAGUUGCUGCCGCCGCGCCGUCUGACAAGUCGGAAGGGAACGCUGCCACGACGACCAUGGCGGCGCCUCCGCCACCUCGACCCCUAUCUAUGGACCUCGCCAAUGUGUUUGGCUUCGGCAGCAGUGGUUUUCGAUGGCAGCAUCUCUCCGCCUAUGUCCGCGAAACCUUGAUCAGCGUCGCCCUGCGCACACUCCAGAGAAAGGACGCUGUUAUGACGCAGGAGCUGUUACAAUAUAUCGCCCUUGACACAGCGAUUGCGCAUCACUAUGCUCAGGUGCGCCGACAUCAUCCUGUGCCCACACUGGGGCUGGCCAAAGGUGCGGGGCGGGCUCUGAAAAAGAGUUGUGACAUUUCCAAAGCAGCGGGGCCUCAAGUCACCGAUUUUUCCAUGUCCCCCCCUGAAAGCCCGGCCAACUUUGUGAAUGUCUGGUUCAGCAGCUUUGCCAACCUUGCGGACACCACCACGCACCUGCUUCAGUCCGAUCACAGAACACCGAGCUCUCUGAAGGGGGCGGUGUGGCAUCUGGCGGGACUGGCGCAGUACUUUCUGGUGACGCGUGCGCGCGGCUAUGCCAUGUACGGCGGCCAAAGCCAUCUUUGCCCAACAACCCUGUCUGGCUGCGGCAGUGGCAAUGCUGUAGGCAUUGACGUGAGGACCUCAUUGGUGCCCUCGAGCGCUGCUUUGCAGAGUUUCAUCGCCUCACAGCUGGUGGAUCCUGCUGGGAGGGUGUUUGGUGUCAUUGUGUCAUUCAUGGAUAGCGUCUGCCAAGCGUUGUCGGUUGAAAUUGAGAGCGGCGGUGCGGCAGGACGGCAGUAUAGCGAGGGUGUGAUGUUUACCGGUGACUCAAGUGACGACGAAAGCUCUCUCAUGUGCCCCACGGUGGACGGCUCUGUCUACCUGGGAAGCGCAGGCGAGUCUGCGAACCUGUGCAGCAGCGACGGUGGUGUUUAUGGUAUGGACUCCAACCGCCCAGAGAUAUUUGACUUUCAGGCAUGCUGGAUGGAGCUGGCCAUUCAUUACUUCUUUGAGAUCGUCGAUGUUCUCCUUGACGCUGCAUUGCAUCUUCCACAGAAGCCGCUCUACCUGUACCAGCUGAUAGUGAGCGCUUCCUACAUGGCGGGUCCGUCGGGCGACUUCACGGACAGCUUGGCCAUAGCUGGCUUGGCGGGAGGCGGUGGGUCGCCGCCGCUGUGGGGCCAUAGCGAUCUGUCCGUCUCGGUAGUCCUCACUGCGCCGCAGGUCGUGGCAGACUCACCGCUGGGCCGCGUGCAAGAGUUUCUCAGCAUGUACACGUCGAUGGUGCUACAGUCUGCGGUGACCCACUUCACCGUAGAUGGCAGACUUGCUCAGUCUCAAACUGACACAACUCAUGGGACACCAUUGAACACCGCAAAAGCGGCAGGAGGGGUGUCGGAGGACAAUUCCUCGCACAUCUUUUGGGAGCGAUUGUUGAGCUCAUUGGCUGCAUCUGCACACUCUGCCGCACUUGGCGAGGUUCCACCUGCAAUGUGGCAACCGCCGCUCUCUGCCUGGACUCCUAGUAGCGCGGCCGCAGCCAAUGCUGCAGUAUGUUCAGAGGCGCCCGGCGACAGCUCAUACAUGCCGAACACUAUGUGGUGGCCAAAUGCGCGAUUUCAGCGCUACUCUCACCUUAUUCGUAUUGUCGAGCACGCGCAACUAGUGAGCUUGUACAUGAGCUCGUCUGCGGGAAAUGAUCCGGCGCCGACGGCGCCAAAUGUGUCGCAUCUAGAGUCCCCUCGUGCUCCUCGUGAUGGCGCGCUCAUGCUGCAGGUGAACCCCAUUACUGCCCUCCUCAACACAUCCACGGGUCCGUGCGCGCAGCUGUUGUCUAUUUCAUAUGCCUGUCCGCCUUUGGCUGUUGACACCAGCGGCAGUAGCCUUGUUCCUGGCAGUGCUCGCACAACGUUGCGCGAGCGUCACUGGUUCUCAUGCAGCGGGUCGCCUGUUGAUCAACUACCAGGCCGCUUUCCCCCCAUCGCUAAUCGACGGGUGCUGACAGACCGCGUGAUGCGCGAAGUGUGCGGUGGGCUAUGGAUUCGUGUAGAGGUGCUACGCCUUCUGCGCAUUGCGGCCGCGCCAAUGGACGUGACCACCUUUGCGAGCUUCACCACGGCAGCGACAGAUGUUGCAGUCCAGGUACAAGAUAAGACCAUGCAGACUCACUACAAGGCUAUUGCCUCGAUGAAGGCUGGCACCGAGUCGGUGUUGCCCAAAACGUACGCGUCCACGUACGUGCGGCUGCUGUUCCUGCGGUACGUGCAGGCUUUCUACACGGACAUGCAGGCGCUUAGCGCUAGCGGACCUACGACGGCGCCAGACCACACGCCGAGCGAGCAUGUGGAGUGCCUGAGUAACAUGAUUUCGCACGUCAGCAGCCGCGGCGAUUCCACGCCGUGUCGCACACUUGGGUCACCGCUAAUGCGUUCUCCUGCGACCCCGUUCCAGCACCUGACUCAGCGCCUGUGGAUGCACUACUGCCAUCACUUGUUGUGGGUGUUACGAGAGCUGUGCUGGAGCUGCGCUGAGGCUCACGAGACGGCAGCCAACCUGUCCGUCGCCUCUGUGUUUGGGCGGCUGCUGCAAAUGAUUAGCGGGCGAGGAGAGCUCGAGGAAGACGAGGAAAUCGACGGCUGUGACAACGAGUCGGUGGAAGGACUGCUAGAUGCCCAGUAUCGGAACUCAAAGAGCGUGGGGAUGUCGCUCAUUACGUUCAACCGGUCGGUAGCGCCGUACUCCGCUGUGGAGGGCAGCGGGAUGGAGGGCUUCGUCGACUUCGAGCUGUCCUCACCGGACAGCUCAGUGACGGUGGUUCCAGAGUUGAGCGAGGGCUGCAAGCGACCGCCGAGACCGCAGCAAGACUCGCCGUCUUCAGUCGACUCUGAGCGUCGACGAGAGCCGUCGUGGAACGCUCUGCAGUCUCCUGUCUCGGAUGCCUCCACGAAGGCGGAGGGGGUGGCGGUAAACAUAUCAGACCUGGCGUCGGUGCGCGACCUCAGUGAGCGGCGACGACUAGGACUUAACCCCCACUCCAUCACUGGAGGCGGCGAGGCAGCGAUGGGGAGUGUGACACCGCUCGCCAUCUCAAGCACGUCCGUGCCAGCUCCGCCUCGAUCACCCGUCACGGGUCCUCCUGUGGUGCUGCAGCUGCCUCUUACUGGGCUGAAACCGCCUCUGUACUUCACCAGCUCAGGCGACACGGCUGCCGCUCAGGAGAACGACUUCUACAAGGAGCAGUCGAAGCAGCGGCAGAUUUCUGGAGAAACUGCGGAGCGCUUCCUCAACACCACAAGUGUCUCCGUGGUGGACGUAGCCACGUACACAUCGCACGACCACGAGGACGAGGAUGAUGGCGAAUGCAACGUGGAGUACGAGGCCUGCUUUGGUACUCAAGUGAGCACAUUUAAGCACACGCUGCCCAGGUCAGCCUCACCGGAAAGUUGCGUGAGUUGCACCACAGCGAGCGCAAAUACUCACUCCGCCUCCAGCGGCGACGUGCCGAAGCCGCCCGCGUUGACGGUACCCAAGCUUUCUCUCCGAGCUCUCAGCCCCCCGCUGUACUUCACCUCCACCGGUGACACUGGUGUUUUUGCGGAGAGGACGAUGAGCACGUCUCUCCUGGGUCCGCAAGCCCCAAUGUUUCCGUCGUCUCAGCCGACACCAGGGGCACCAGCUGCGUCUGAGACGGCGAAGGUGUCAACUCUUCUGCCACAAUCGCCACUCCCUGUGCCUGUGCUGCUCACUUCCACACCAACCACUGUUGGUGGCGUUGUCCUUCCUAAGCUGUCGUUUAGUUCUCUAAACCCGCCAAUGUACUUCACCUCCACCGGCGACACCGGCGGCUUCGUUGAGGCGCAGAACCAGAAACCCCAGACUGCGACCGGUGCCGACGCAAUCACACAGUUUCAUGCUGACCCGACUUGCCUGCACGCUGGGUUGGCGGCGCAGGGCACAGCUUGCGGCGGAAAGGUCGACACUGCCAGCGCUAGCGUAGCCGCUUCCACUGUUUCGAAUGGCCCAAGCGCCGCAACGGCCGCCGCUCACCUCGAUGAGCGACUGUCCUCGGAUGAAUUGAACCCAGGUUUUAUCUUCUCCGAUUUCGCUGGCUUUGCGCCAACAGGUGGGAAUGCCAGCGGUGGCAGAAAUGAUAGUGACGAGUGUAGAGGCUGUGCCGAUUGCGUGGGUAAACAGAAUGCGAAGGAGCGGUGUGCGGCGCGGCGACAUGGUGGCUGUGGGUUGUCGCUGAACUCCUCUACCGUGCCCGAGGUUGACUCGCUCUCACUGCGUACCGACCAGCGGCGUCGCAGGCGAGUGCCUCGCACAUCUCGUUCUGUCCUAGCACCGAUAGUGGCUCCAGCGGUGACGAUGGAACUCAUUUUGUCCAUCUGCUCUAUCAUUCUUCAGCAAGACAGCGGUAUGAUUCAGUAUGUCUACACCGUGUCCUCGCUCACGCAGAAGCGUGUGUUGCCGGGCAUGUCGUCGUCCUCGCAGCGGCGCCGGCACACGGGCAGCAGCAGCGCUGGUGCAGCCUCAGGCGUGACUUUCACGCAGAAGCCGGACGCGGCACAGACGGAUCGGUGGUGGUACACCCCUCAACACAGCCCUUCCUCCUUUCACGUUAUUCAAGCAAUGCACAACUACCUCAAGGAUAGCCGCAACAGCCUCGUGAUCGAUCUACUAGAGGAGUGGGUGCUCCUCGAGUACGCUGCGGCAGAGCGAGCACGAAUGGAGUGGUAUGAGUCCGUGUACGCAUCGUCGAGGGAGCAAGAGUGUUCUCAGCAAUUGCCUCAUUUCUCGCUUUCCCACAGCGCGAGCAGCGGCAGCACCAGCAACGCCAUGCACCCUAGUUAUCCUAAUCAGCGCCACGCAGGCACCACCGGCGGCAGCCGUAGCGGCAAGCCGAGUACCGCAAUGCUCGCUGGUCGUUAUGUGCUCCUACGCCUGCUUCUUCCUCGCGCCAUCACGCCACUGGUCACCGUGCAAAAUGAGCGGCGCAUCGGUUCCGGCGGCUAUGGCUUCGUCACGUCCGGCUUCGUGCAGGAGUUUGGCCCGGGCUGCAACAUGCAGUUGCCUCCAGGAUGGGGUCAGUGUGGGUCUCGCUGGAAGCCAGCAGAGACACGCGGAAGCGCAGCAGCUAGCGGUUCUGGCGCUGGCGGUGGUGUUGCCACGCCUAGCAGUCUCUGCACAGGGCGGUCGUUUGCGACAACGGCCGAGAGGGUUGCACCCGGUGUCUUGGAUGGCUUGCGUGUGCCAUGGCGCACGGCGGUGCAGCGUAUUGCGCAGGCAGUCUGCAGAUGUGAGGUGGCCAUUAAACACGUCCCCCUCAAUGUUCAGGGAAGCGAGAGUGGAAACCUGCCGCUCUGUCACGCGGAGGUGCUCGCUAUGUACCGCCUGCGCGGUCACCCGCACAUCAUUCCGCUCCUCUCCUUCGACAACACCAAGGACGAGUACAUCCUUGUCCUUCCGUACUACACCCAAGGAUCGCUGCGGCUGUGGCGGCAGAAGCACUAUCCCUUGGGGUGCGCCGUGUUCACGCUUCCGCCGGGGAUGAAGAACUCGCGCAGGAGCGGGUCAACGUCGACAACGUCGCCCACCAGAGCUUCCAGUACACCCACGCCAGGCGCUGCGCCAAGUACCUCACUCUUCGCGACGUGCGCGCGCUGCCUCCUUCAGGUGCUCAAGGCAGUUGCCUUCAUGCACGACCACCACAUUCGUCACGGCGACAUCAAAUGUGACAACAUCCUCAUCGCCUCUGCUGACGCCAGUGCUGAGCGGGGUGAAAUGGACCCGCCGACGCUGCCGUCCUCUGUGCAGCUGUGCGACUUUGGCUCCUGCGACACGUGCGAUGACGACGAUAUGCAAAACCUGAAGCACGACAUCAUGGCAGGCGAGGCCCGAUUCUUGGCUGGUCGGUGGGGCGUCGGCCGAGGCACAGAGGCGAUUCAGCCGCCUGAGCUCAUGUCAGCAAAGCGGCGCUAUGGACUACUACGCCGCAUAAUGAAAGCCGUCGCACCUGCUGCGACGGCGACCCCGGCCACCUCCUCGUACUUUGCGCUAUCCGAGCGGACGGACCGCGGCGCCAACACUGGAGGCUUUACCGGUGCAUCAGCCGAGAACCUGCCCCUCCGAGGCCGUGGAGGGGAGGUGAUGGAGCCGGCGGGGCGCCAAGUGACGGAGCUGCUGCGGCGGGCGGAGCUCUCGGUGGACAUCUGGGCCUGCGGCUGCUUGCUGUACGAGAUGCUUACGGGCCGCAUGCUUUUUGGGGAGGCCCGACUGGGACGGCUGCUCGUUCUCGCCGCUGUCGACGAUGGCGAGGAACAAGGCCCCAAGGCGGCAACCUCAAAAGCAAACGCCGCAGCAGCGACUCUGCCCGCCUUGCAUUUUCCUCUACAAAAGGUCGCGACGGCGGCCAAGGCCAGCGUUGGUGGCGAUGCUGACUUGAGCUUUACGCCGUCGGUUUCGCGGAAGGCACUUGACGACUGGGAGUGGCGCGAUCUUGAGGCGGCUGUGGGGAAGCGCGUGGUGGACUUUAUGUCCAGCCUGCUUGACCUAGAGCCUCUGCAGCGGCCAAGCGCAUACGAGGCGCUGAAUUACUGGAAGGCGAUAAUGGUGGAAGCGGGGCUCGAAGUUUAA